AUGGUUGGCGGUGCUCCCAUCUCUGCAAACCCUCUCAAACUCGAUGUGCGAAGCCACGCCAAAUGCCUCGUCCUCUGUGUGGUUGCGACGCUGUCGACGUUCCAGUAUGGUCUGGAUUAUGCACUCGUCGGCGGUUUCCUGUCCAUGCCAGGCUUUUUGGAGGUCUUCGGCUACUACUCUGAAGACCUAGGGAGAUGGAACAUCGAUCCGACAGUGCAGCAGCUCAUUUCGUCGCUGAUGACCAUCGGCACGUUCCUGUCCUCGCUCUUGGUCGGCCCAUUCAGCAUGAAGUUCGGGAGGAGGCAUGGGCUGUGGGCAGCAGCCCUUCUCAAUUACAUUGCCACGGCCAUCCAGCUGGGAACCACUAGCAAGGGAGCGCUCUACUUUUCUCGACUUCUUCUGGGUGUAUCCGUCGGCUGGUUCUUGACAUUCGCCCAGCUGUACGUCCACGAAGCCGCCCCAGCUCACUUGCGCGGUAUUGCGUUCGCCGUAUAUCAAGUCAUGCUUUCUAUUGGUUCGAUCGUCGGAGCCUCCGUCGACUUUGGCACACACACCAUGAAAGGCCGAGACGCGUACCAGAUCCCCUUGGCAAUUUUCUUUGUGGCGCCGACGCUCCAGUCUGUGCUCAUGUACUUCUUCGCUCCAGAGUCUCCGAGAUGGUUGAUGACACAACGCAAGGAGGAGGCUGCAGAGGCGUCACUACGAAGGCUACGAAACUCGAACAUCGACGAGCUCGAGUUCCAGGCGGAACUGAAUGAGAUCCGACAGUCGACUCGUGAACAGCUGGAGCAGAACAAGAAAGCCUUGUUCUUGGAGAUGUGGCGUGGCACAAAUUUGCGGAGGACACUGCUCUCUAUCGCUGUUGUCUGUUUUCACUCUGCCAAUGGGUAUGUCUCCUGGAUCACGAUAUACACCACAUACUUCUUGCAGAUUGCUGGCGUUGAGAACGCCUUUGCGUACUCAGUUAUGGUCACCUGUAUGGGUUUGCUUGGCGUUCUGGUCAGUUUCUGCUUUGUGCGACUGGUCGACCGCCGUACGGUGAUGUUGAUUGGAAUCACUGCAUGUGGAAUCUGUCAGCUUGUUCCUGCAAUUGCUUGGACCAAGAGUCCGGGUACUGAAGCCACAGGAAAGGUCGUCGUGGCAUUCAUCUCCUUGUUCACGUUCUUUUAUGUGGCAUACGCUCCAUAUGCAUGGCUUCUCGGAGGCGAGUACGUCAACAACCAUCUCCGAGCCUUCACAUUCGGCCUAGCAACGGCAAUGAACUUUCUGGGCAACUGGGGAGGAACUUUCAGCGCUCCGUACUUCAUCAAUCCCGCAAAAUUUGCCUGGGGUCCAAAAUAUGGCUACAUUUGGUUUGUUUCCAACAUGGCUUGCGUCGUGUUUACGUGGUUCUUCCUCCCGGAAACACGGGAUCGGACACUGGAGGAGAUUCACGAGAUGUUUGAGGCCAGGGUUCCGGCCAGGAAAUUCAAGCAUUAUGUCUGUGCAAAUGUCGAGAGUUAUGCUGCGGAGGCGAUGGGCCAGGAAUUGGGUGAGCGAAAGGCUGUCGAGGCCGCACAUGUCGAGGAGCUGCCAGAAAGCAAAGCAUGA
This is a messenger RNA of Cladophialophora yegresii CBS 114405, 1590 nucleotides long. RefSeq lists its product as uncharacterized. NCBI's taxonomy places the organism in Eukaryota, Fungi, Ascomycota, Eurotiomycetes, Chaetothyriales, Herpotrichiellaceae. The record is from RefSeq and is a predicted model, not a curated record. Gene Ontology annotation, biological process: carbohydrate transport; transmembrane transport. Bases 1 to 1590 code for a protein of 529 amino acids. Gene Ontology annotation, molecular function: carbohydrate:proton symporter activity. The transcript is spliced from 4 exons. Gene Ontology annotation, cellular component: membrane.